AUGGUUUACAGAUUGCCGCCCGAUCACUACUUGAAUUGGGAUCGGCGCAUGGAGAACGGCGAGCACCGGAAGGAGAUGCGAAUGACGCAGGGGGACAUUGUUGAGGUUGAAAUGAGCGACCACGAAGAAGAGAUGUCGGAAGGACUCUCGGAAAAGGAUGGCCUUGAAACGAUGGACACCGAGCUACAGAUGGAGCGUGUGAAUAGCACAGCUCAGAACCCUCAAUAUUCGGCUGAAGAGGAAAACGACCCCGAGGACUCAUAUCGACCCGAAGGAUUGCUAGAGCUAGAGAUCGAUAAAUUUAGUGACUUUGCUCGUGGACCAGCUGAUGUACAACAACGACUUUCGAAACCGAUAUUUGUGAGAGGACUUCCAUGGAAAAUUCUUGCCAUACCACGGGAUCAAUCACGAUGCUCUGGAGGUCGCACAAACAAGGCCCUAGGAUUUUUUUUACAAUGCAACGGAGAUUCGGAAAUGGUUGCCUGGAAUUGUAUAGCGACGGCUACUUUGAAGGUCGUGAAUCAAUGCGGAGGUGAAUCCCAUGUGCGCCGGAUCUCGCACACUUUUUAUCCAAAGGAGAACGAUUGGGGCUACUCGCAGUUCAUGAGCUGUGAUCAACUACUGAAUCCAGAUAACGGGUAUAUUUUGAAUGACACAAUCAAGCUCGAAGUAAUCGUUUCUGCCGAUGCCCCUCACGGAGUCCAAUGGGAUUCGAAAAAACAUGCGGGUUAUAUUGGUUUAAAGAAUCAGGGUGCAACUUGCUAUAUGAACUCAUUACUUCAAGCGUUUUUCUUCACAAAUCAACUGCGAAAAGCUGUUUAUGAAAUGCCAACCGAAGAAGAUGACUCAGAAUCCUCAGUAGCUCUUGCAAUGCAACGAGUAUUUUAUGACCUCCAAUAUUCUGACAAACCGGUUGGGACGAAGAAACUUACGAAAAGUUUUGGAUGGGAUUCACUCGAUUCAUUUCUUCAACACGACGUUCAAGAACUGUGCCGCGUGUUGCUGGAUAACUUGGAAAGCAAGAUGAAAGGCACAAAGGUCGAGGGCACCAUUCCACAACUUUUCCGUGGCAAGAUGAAAUCUUUCAUUCGCUGCAUCAACGUUGACUACGAGAGCUCGCAUGUGGAUGACUUUUACGAUGUGCAAUUGAAUGUCAAAGGAAACAAUGACAUCUUGCAAUCAUUCCGUGAUUAUGUGGACUCGGAGAGAUUGGACGGUGAGAACAAGUAUGAUGCUGGCGCUUACGGAUUGCAACCUGCAGAGAAAGGAGUCAAAUUCUUGACCUUUCCACCAAUUCUACAUCUUCAGCUCAUGAGGUUUCAAUACGACGCGGCCAUUGAUGCAAAUGUGAAAAUAAAUGAUCGACUUGAAUUCCCGGAACGCCUGAAUCUCAACGAUUUUGUGGACAACCGAAGCGAAGACAACGAUUUUACCUAUGUGCUCCAUGCCGUUCUUGUUCACUCCGGCGAUUUUCAUGGCGGGCAUUACGUGGUCUUCAUCAACACUAAGCUCAAUCAGCCUCAUUCCUGUUGGUGCAAAUUUGACGACGAUGUGGUCUCGCGAUCAUCUUUCAAAGACGCCGUCACAGCAAAUUAUGGAGGAGAAGAUUUGGAGACGCCCGGGCGAAUUUACACCAACGCUUACAUGCUUGUAUACAUUCGGCAAUCAUGCUUAGACGAGGUCCUUUCGACGAUCAACGAUAACGACAUCCCAAUUCAUCUUCGACAAAGAUUUGAGGCCGAACGGAAUGAGGAGGCUUAUCGCAAGAAGGAGAAACAAGAGGCUCAUUUGUUCACGGAGAUCAUGUUGAUCCGAGAAGAGAAAUUUCAAAAUCAUCACGGCUUUGACCUUUUCGAUGUACGACUUCUUGAAGACGAGUGCCAGAAAGAAAAGGUAAAGAAAAAGAUGAACUUGGAAGAGCUUUACCAAUUUGUGGCAAGUCGGGUUUUUGGUGCGGAAGGGGAAAAUAGACUUCGAAUGGAUUUCCGUUUGUGGCUUUUCACUGACAAUCCGCCGCGCGAAGAGACUGGCGUUAGCUUGGCAAGGAUGAGGCCAUCGACAUUGAUUACACGAGAUCGAAACAAAUUGCUCGAGGACACCUUUGACAGCGAUAGGAAUUUGAUAUUUGUGGAGACUCCAACACUGUCCAAUAUUGGAAAACGUCUUUCCCUACAACAAUAUGAUGACAAAAACGAAAUGUUGAUGUUCAUAAAGCUCUAUCAGCCUCGCUUGAGAACACUAACAUUUUUGGGUCACAUCAUGAUGAAUUUCAGGGAGCCUUUGGCCAAAUAUUCUCGUCUAAUUUGUGAAAUGGGUGAACUUCCCCAGGAUGCCCGUCUUUCGUUUUACGAGGAAAUAUCUCCGGAUCGGGUACGAUUGGUGACAGAUGUUUCCAUUCAAAUGUGCCAUGAACAAGUACUUCUCGAAAUCUCUGAUGGCGGAAUUCUUAUCGUUCAAAACGAUAACGAAGCCGAUACUUACAACAGCGUGGCGUUGCACAUGUCCGAGUUGUACAACAACAUCGAAGUGGAAAUCUCUCAACAUACGGAGUCGGCACAAUUUGUCUUCCAUCAAAACGACAUCACUCCACCAAUCAAUGGAACCAUCCAUCUAAAUUGGGGAAUGUACGAUUUGUGUACCUGGAUUGGACAAAGGAUUGAUUUUGACCCGCACAAGAUUUUGCUUUGGAAGAUGUCAUCCUACAACGAGAAGCCAAGCUCAUAUCUUCAAGAGCCACAAUAUCGAGCUUAUAAGGUGAAAGAUCUACUGUCACUAACUGGAAAUAGCGUUCAUGAUCCAAGGAGACAGAAAAGGUAUCGUCUUGUGUACACCAAAAUGCCAGUACCGGUGGCUGAUCUCGAAAAUCGGAAGCAAAUAAAGGUUCAAAUGAUGGACGAAAAAUUGAAUAUCACAGAGAUCACUUUGUUCCCACCCAAGAAUGGAAGUGUUGCCGAUUUAUUGGAUGAAGCAAGACGAGAAUUCAAAUGUGCCGAGAACGGAACGGGCAUUCUGAGACUUGUCUAUGUCGGUCUUUCUCCCAACAGCACACGUGUUUAUUCCGUCUUCGAAAAUCAUAUUAAAGUGCAAGAGGUUCAUCAGAAAAUUGUCAGCUCUACAAUGUACACGGCUCGAGUGGAAGAGAUACCGAAAGAUCAGUUGAAGAUUGGAUCCAAUGAGCAUUUGUUACCAGUAGCUCACUUUGACAAAGAGCCUUCAAGAAUGUUUGGAGUGCCUUUCUUGUUCAAGGUUACCGAUAAGGAACCUUUCACUGAAGUGCAUGAACGACUACGACAAGUUCUUGAUGUUCCUGAGAAAGAAUAUGAAAAGUAUAAAUUCGCCUUGAUUGUGCAAAGCAAGAUUGCGCGUCAAUUGGAUAUGAAGGAAGAGGGUCGAUUUGUGAAUCUCUCCGAGAUGCGGGUAGCUUCUCAAACUCACACGAUGAGCUCUGUUGCGACAAUGCCACUUUUGGGAAUUGAUCAUCUGAACAAGUCUCGAGGGGCACGAACUGGGCAUGCAACGGAGAAACCGAUCAUUAUUCAUAAC
Mesorhabditis belari is the source of this 3543-nucleotide messenger RNA. The record is from the annotation of a GenBank genome assembly. Lineage: Eukaryota; Metazoa; Nematoda; Chromadorea; Rhabditida; Rhabditidae.